Prunus mume (Japanese apricot) is the source of this 831-nucleotide messenger RNA. The record is from RefSeq and is a predicted model, not a curated record. NCBI's taxonomy places the organism in Eukaryota, Viridiplantae, Streptophyta, Magnoliopsida, Rosales, Rosaceae.
AUGCCAAACUUGUUGAGGGUGUUGGAGAGGCAACAGAAACCAAGGGAAGAAAUCCGGCGUAGACGUGCUCAAGAAGAUCGGGACGCCGAUGAAGAAGAGGAACAAAUGCUUGCAGCAGCGCAUGAUGUUGUUGGAGCUUUGGGUCUUAUACCGGAGCAAAAACUUACAGCUGCUUUGCGGAUGCUUGCUUAUGGGGCAUCUGCAGAGCAGGUGGAUGAGAUUGCAAGGAUGGGAAAAUCUACUAUCCUAGAGUGCUUGGUGAGAUUCUGUGAUGUAGUGAAAAAUUUGUACACGAUGGAGUACCUUCGCAAACCCACGCCAAGAGACCUGCAACGGCUUUUAAAAAAAGGCGAGACUCGAGGUUUCCCAGGAAUGAUUGGAAGCAUCGAUUGCAUGCACUGGCAGUGGAAGAACUGUCCUACUGCUUGGCAAAGAGAGUACGGGCAUCGGAAGGGCCAAAAAAGUAUAAUUUUGGAGGUCGUAGCUUCAUUCGACUGUUGGGUUUGGCAUGCCUUCUUCGGUGUUGCCGGAUCUCAGAAUGACCUCAAUGUCCUUGGUCAAUCCCCGAUGUUCGAUGAGGAUGAGUAUGACUAUGACGCUCCAGAGGUGUUUGAACCCGAUCCAAUGAACACAUCGUUGACAAGAAUAUAUGAAAGGCCAAUUGGACCAAAUGGACUACCACUGGAGCCCGAACCGUUACUUCAGGAUGGUCAAUUCAACAACCCCAUGAUUGAUCGGUAUCAAGAAAUGCAAUCUUCAUAUGUUCACGAGAUACGUCAAGGUGACUUGGUCGAGCACUUGUGGGAGAUGAAAGGCAAUCACAAUGGAUGA